Molecule: messenger RNA, 2350 nt
Organism: Exophiala xenobiotica
Lineage: Eukaryota; Fungi; Ascomycota; Eurotiomycetes; Chaetothyriales; Herpotrichiellaceae
Exons: 1
Coding region: 201-2273 (690 amino acids)
Source: RefSeq, a predicted model, not a curated record
UGAACACGAGCCAUUCCCGUCCCUCAGAAACAAAUUUUCACGGCAACCAUGAUAAAGCCCAAGCGCUCAGACCAGGAGCUUGCAGCACGUCAAAUGUACAACCACUCAUCACAACACUUAUUGUUCUCUUGCUGCCUCCAUGGUCCAGCGCAAAAAUACAGCUCUGUGACUCUGCGUGACCUUAUACCAUUGACCGAUCGAUGAGCGAGAGGGAUCAUGUAUCGAACGACAAUAGUAACUCUGCAAUGGAGGAGAAAUCCGGCUUGUCCACGACACCAUCGCCACGGUCGCCACUAACACCGAUAUCAGAGUCGACUUUCCAGCCGCCCUUGAGAUGGAGCGACACGAUCACCUCGCAACCAAGUCGACAGGGCUUAUCACGAGUCUCGACGCGCCACAGACAACCAUGGCGGCACUCAGUAUCCAAGAGCGUGACCGAUCCGUUAUCGCAAACCCUCCGAGAAUACAAACCCUUCCGUCAGCGCCGGAGACUGCUAAUCAAAGCGAUGUCCCACUGGCUCGCGACAACCUUACUCUGCGGCCUACUCGCAAUGUGUCUCGGCGUUUUUGGACGUAUGCUGAAGAUGUCAGUGAGCGAGAUCAAGCUCUUCAACGCAUUGAUUGUCUUGCUUUCGCUGUUCUUGGGCAACAAUCUGAGCGGCACUCUCCGAGAAUUCGCUCUCAUGUUCCGCUGGCGCCUGCUGGCCUCGAAAUACCGCUCACUCGAAGAGUUCGACUUGCUCUUGUCCUGUGAGAGCUUGCGCAAAGUCCUGAGGCUGUUCUGGACAGCCCGCACCCGAGGCCGACUCUGGUUCAGGCUCAACCGUACGCAGUGCCUCUGUGCAUUGUGGCUGGGUAUCAACAUGUGUCUGCAGGUGCUUGUUGCGCUGCUCGGAGUGACAUACAACCUCGAGACCUCUAAGCAUCCGGGGGUCCAAUUCGGUCAGCUCAGCGUCGCCAAUCUGACCCAAAUCAACGACAUUUGGAGCGCAGACAAUCCCGACUUCAUGUCGCAGCUGGGCUCGGCCAAUUCCUAUGGUAUACAGGGCCAGGACUAUAAUUUCAUAGACGGCCCCGUCCCAGGACAGACUGGGCCGUGGGCAUUCGGGACACCGAGCAUGCCCACCAUAUAUGGGAACGACCCGCAGUGGACAAGUAUGACCUAUGCGUUCCAGGAUGCGAACCCGCGCAACCUGGCGAUCACGCUCGUUUCGCAUCGCAACAUCACCACCAAAGCUACAUGCAAGACCCACAAAGUCACUGACGGCGGUGACGGCAUUGCCAGCCAUGUCACGUACAUAGACGAUCUGGGCUCGCCAGUCACUCUGGAAACCCCCUUCACCGACCCCGGCGCCACGGUGUACAUUGGCGUACUCAAUUCGACCUGCGGCCCACGAUGCACGCAAGUCAUGGUGCUGCAAACCUCCAACGGCGGGACCGUCCCGACGCCGUCGUUCUACAGCUGCAACAACACCCUCUCGGUUGUGCAGGGGGUCGAGUCGUACCUUUUCCCCGGCGUGGCCAACAGCGAAGCGACAUUCCAGCUCGCCGACAAGGAAGCGCGCAUCAUUGCCGGCGCGAUCGGCUGGUCCGUCACUACGCCUGGAAAUACGAGUUCACACCAAUACGCACGGUACACGCCUUCGUCAUACUGGAGCCCUGACCACCCCGUCUCCGCGUAUCUAGUCGGCCAGCGCGUCAUGGAGUUUGCCGUCCAGGCCAUCGCGGCGAUGGACUACAACGGACCGCAGCGUAAUGUGACGGGUUGGUACCCCGUACUCGCGCAGUCUGUCAAUGUGGAGUGGCAGUGGGCCGGUGCGAUCUUGGGGCUUGUACCGGUCGUGCAGUUGAUUGCGUCGGUAUGCGUCAUUCUCUGGUCGAACACGGCAAUCAUAAGGGAUGAGAGUCAUCUCAGCACGGCGAGGCUGUUGAGGCCGCUUGUCCAGAAGUUGGGAAAUAAAGGGUGCUUGCUCAGUGGUGAGGAGAUUGCCGAGACCUUCCCCGACGUGAGAGUCAAGUAUGGCUGGAGGGAGCCUGAUGAUUUGGUGUUUCGGAACGAGAUCGACACCAGGACUGUGAGACAUGUGGAUAUACUCGAGGAGCAGGAGGGACUCGGAAGGCAGGGUAUCAUGCCUGCGGGAUUUUAUGAUGGUCUGCCAUCAGAUGAGGAGGACGAGGACGAGGACGAGGACGAUAAUGAUGAUCACGUGGUGGAUGAGAGAACGAGGCUGCUAAGGAGGCGCGGACGAAGGAAGAGGAGAAGGAGUAUAUGAAGUAUGAAAUCUGUGUAGAAUUGUAUAUGUUUUGCCCACCUGGCAACUCAAGCAGUGCGAGCUUCGCUUUACAAUUG